UGGAACCUGCCCGCCGCCGUUCCUGUCGUGGGUCCUGCCCGCCGUUCCCGCCCCCGCCAUGGGCCUGGAGCUCUACCUGGACCUGCUGUCCCAGCCCUGCCGCGCCGUCUACAUCUUCGCCAAGAAGAACCGCAUCCCCUUCGAGCUGCGCACCGUGGACCUGCUCCAAGGCCAGAACCACAGCGAUGACUUUGUCCAGGUGAACCCCCUGAGGAAGGUGCCAGCCCUGAAGGAUGGGGACUUCACCUUGGCUGAGAGUGUGGCCAUCCUGCUGUAUCUGGCCCGCAAGUACGAGGCCCCUGACCACUGGUACCCCCAAGACCUGCAGGCCCGAGCCCGCGUGGAUGAGUACCUGUCGUGGCAGCACACGGCCCUCCGGAUGAGCUGCACCCGGGCCAUGUGGCAGAAGAUGAUGUUCCCUGUGUUCCUGGGCCAACGGGUGCCCCCUGAGACACUGGCAAACACUCUGGCCGAGCUGGACCGGUGCCUGCAGCUGCUUGAGGACAAGUUCCUGAAGGACCAGGACUUCCUGGCCGGGCCCCACAUGUCAGUGGCGGACUUGGUGGCCAUCACAGAGCUGAUGCAUCCCGUCAGUGCCGGCUGUGACAUCUUCAAAAGCCGGCCUAAGCUGGCCGCGUGGCGCCAGCGCGUGGAAGCUGCGGUGGGGGAGGACCUCUUCCGAGAGGCCCACGCGGUCCUCAUGAAGGCCAAGGACCUGCCUCCAGCAGACACUGCCGUGAAGGAGAGGCUGAAGCCCCUAGCGCAACUGUUGUUGUAGUGAGUCCCGGUGAGCCUGCCACGGCACUCUAAGAAAUGGCGCUCCCUCCCCUCAGCUGGGGGCCAAAACACGGCUCCCGCUCAGAGUCCGGGCCACAGUGCUCUCCACUCGCCAGCCCUGCAUGCCUUCCUCUGUCCGUCCGCUAACUUCACCCUUACCCCUUGCACGCUGACUUCCAUGUGAACUCUGGAAAGAGCUCCAGUAAACACAAA
Messenger RNA from Budorcas taxicolor (takin), 990 nucleotides. Its product is annotated as glutathione S-transferase theta-3-like. The record is from RefSeq and is a predicted model, not a curated record. Gene Ontology annotation, biological process: glutathione metabolic process. Gene Ontology annotation, molecular function: glutathione transferase activity. The transcript has 5 exons. Gene Ontology annotation, cellular component: cytoplasm. Bases 59 to 778 code for a protein of 239 amino acids. NCBI's taxonomy places the organism in Eukaryota, Metazoa, Chordata, Mammalia, Artiodactyla, Bovidae.